AUGGCAAACUGGGAUAUUGUCGCGAUCCAAGAGCCUCACAUCAACUUUCUACGAAAUACCUCCGCCAAUCAUCAUUGGCACGUCCUUUACCCGACCCUACACUACACCCAACCCCAGCUCAGAUCCCGAGCUAUAACCUUAAUUAGCACAAACUUAGACACUAACUCCUGGAAACAGCUCUCUUUCCCAUCGUCGGACGUCGUUGUCGUCCAACUGUCGGGCCCCUACGGACGAUGCACUAUCUUUAAUAUAUAU
Suillus plorans is the source of this 255-nucleotide messenger RNA. RefSeq lists its product as uncharacterized. The transcript has a single exon. The annotation marks the transcript as partial. The record is from RefSeq and is a predicted model, not a curated record. Lineage: Eukaryota; Fungi; Basidiomycota; Agaricomycetes; Boletales; Suillaceae.